Molecule: messenger RNA, 138 nt
Organism: Entamoeba invadens IP1
Lineage: Eukaryota; Evosea; Mastigamoebida; Endamoebidae
Exons: 1
Source: RefSeq, a predicted model, not a curated record
UUACGACAAUUACUCUGUUCGCCCCGACCCAAUAAUUUCAAAGCACAACAUCUGUCUGGUAUAAGAUCUGAUGGCUUUUGGGUGUUGGGGAAUGAGAGGUUCAGUCUUUUCGCAUGUGUCCACUUGGUGGAGCUUUGA